AUGGUGGACUACAUAGCUGACUACUUGGAGAACAUUCGCGACCGUCGGGUGUACCCCAGCGUGCAGCCAGGCUACCUUCACAAGCUGCUGCCGAAGGAAGCCCCCCAAACUCCUGAGAAGUGGGAUGAAAUCUUCAAAGAUGUGGAUGAGCAUAUCAUGCCUGGAUUGGUGCACUGGCAAAGUCCUCACAUGCACGCUUACUUCCCGGCCCUGACCUCGUACCCCUCCAUCAUGGGGGAGAUGCUGUCCAGCGCUCUGAACGUUCUCUGCUUCACUUGGGCAUCAUCACCAGCUGGCACGGAGCUGGAGACCAUAGCAAUGAACUGGCUUGGCAAGCUCCUGGGUCUACCUGACUGCUUCCUCAAUGAGAAGAACGAUAGCCCUGGUGGAGGAGUGAUUCAGACCACUGCCAGUGAAGCAACCCUCGUGAGUCUACUGGCAGCUCGUACCAGGGCUCUCAUGGAGCUCUCUAAGCUGAACCCUGAUGUCCAGUCAGCUGAACUCCUGGGCCACCUGAUCUGCUACUGCUCUGACCAGGCCCAUUCUUCCGUGGAGAAAGCUGGUCUCAUUGGUCUGGUCCGCAUGAGGUACGUCGAGUCUGAUGAGAACCAAAGCAUGAAGGGAGAUCAGCUGGAGAAAGCCAUCGCCAGCGACAAGGAAAAGGGUCUCGUUCCAUUCUGGGUAAGUCCACCACCUAAAUGA
Molecule: messenger RNA, 702 nt
Organism: Spodoptera exigua (beet armyworm)
Lineage: Eukaryota; Metazoa; Arthropoda; Insecta; Lepidoptera; Noctuidae
Source: the annotation of a GenBank genome assembly